GUUUUCUAUGUGCAAGUUCACAUCGCUCUUGGAACAAUUAAAAAUAUAAUUUACAAGAAGACUUCUUGGUUGGUGUUCUAGGCUAUUAUACAUAUAUACAAAUUAGUUCUUCUUUGUUAAUCCUAUUUUAAAUCAAAAUGGAUAUUAAAAGUGAUCUGGAUUUGAGUGGUAAACUAAUCAUCAAAGUUCAGUUAGGAGAUGAUAUUAGAAGAAUUCCUAUUCACAAUGAAGCAAUCACAUACGACGAACUAGUGUUGAUGAUGCAAAGAGUAUUUAGAGGAAAGCUUUCAUCAAAUGACGAAAUUACAUUGAAGUACAAAGAUGAGGAUGGUGACCUAAUUACUAUAUUUGAUAGUUCUGACUUGUCCUUUGCUAUACAAAGUAGUCGUAUUUUAAAAUUACAAAUAUUAUUGGGUUCAAAUCUUAAAUCUGAUCCAUCAACAAUCUCAGUUGGUGAUGUCAGAAAACUGAAGUCACAACUAAGAUCACUUAGAGAUGAAGUAAACAAAAUGUUGGACACUCUGGAUGGAAAUGCUGGAGAUAAUAUAAAUAAGACAGAAACUAAGGAUGAUCCUAUUACAACAGAUGACAACCCAUCAAAUACAGUACUUAAUAAAGUAAAUUCCAGUGAGUUUGAUCCACUGCAAGAUAAAAACCAGCACAAGAAUGGUACUGAAGAACACAAGGAACCUCCAAAACCAGCUUCAACACCACAACAACAACAACCAACCAGUGAGCCAAAUAGUCGACCACAAUCAGUUGCUAUGGCAGGACCUGGAAGUCACCCACCCCAAACUGUGGCAUCAACAAAUCACAGUAAUCAUGUGGAUUAUUUCAACAGAACAACAAUGGGUGGCAACUACCCUCAAAUGCAGUAUGGAACACCAUAUCCAUCUCAAUUUAAUUAUCCAUCUGGGUAUGUAAUGGACAGUAGUCAGGUACCGUCUUCCACGGCUUACACAACUAACCCGGGAACUGCAGGAACACAAGGCAGCCACCCAUAUCCCACACAGCAGCAGCAACAAUAUUCUCAUCCUCCUGGUGGAGUGGUGUAUCCGCCUCAGGGUCAGGGUAAUCCAUACUCCAAGGGAUUUACGCAACCGUCGCCUCAGCAUGGAUACAUGCCACCUCGUCAAUAAGUGAACAACUUGACUGAUCACUAUUAUUUAAUUGCACUUUUUGCUGAUUUUAUUCUUUUUAUUGAACUUUAUUGUAUUAAUUGUAUUUUAUUCUUAAUUUUUCUUAAUAAUUGCUAAUAGUUUGUGUUUUACGUAUUUUAUUAUAUAUAUUGUGUAUAAUAACUUUAGCAAUAAAUAUUUUAAUAUCGUAA
Molecule: messenger RNA, 1330 nt
Organism: Aethina tumida (small hive beetle)
Lineage: Eukaryota; Metazoa; Arthropoda; Insecta; Coleoptera; Nitidulidae
Product: protein TFG-like
Exons: 5
Coding region: 138-1139 (333 amino acids)
Biological process (GO): COPII vesicle coat assembly; endoplasmic reticulum to Golgi vesicle-mediated transport
Cellular component (GO): endoplasmic reticulum exit site
Molecular function (GO): identical protein binding
Source: RefSeq, a predicted model, not a curated record